UAAAAAGGUCUCUGAUAUUAAUGACAGGUUGUAAACAUACCCGUAUAGUGUUUACCGUAUGUUUAACUAAUUGCUUAGAGAUCAAUAGUACCGUGACACUCAGUCAUUCAUUCAUGACAACAAUCAUCUACUAUUUAAAGUUUGUUUAUUUUAAUGUAAUUAACAAUAUUGUCCCCAUAACGGACAUGAAUUCAUGCGGAGUAAUUCGAACUUUUAUGGCUGAAUUUUAAUAGUAGGCAAGCAAUGGAGUUGGUACGCCGACGGAAGCUCGGGGCUGCAUCGGAUGCAGCGGGUGAAGAUGGCGACUUUGUACAACUUAGACUUGUCAGAGAGAGGCGGUUGAAAGAAAAACAAGAGACAGGGUUACCAGCCGAUGGGUUCUCGGAGGUUACAGGAGCAAUUCUGAAAGAAAAAGCCAACACUUUCAGAGACGGACCGAAGAGCCGACCAAGCACAGCCGCUCGGAUCCGCGCCACUGAAGAGUUGAGAGAGGAACUCUUCCAGGCUGUUGACACAUCUGAUAAACAUCAGAUACAAUUACUUCUGCAGAAGAUUUGUCAAUUUGGGAAAGUAAGUGAGAUUCGUGAUCCGGUUACAGACGAAAAUGUUUUACACUAUGCCCUAUCACGUGAUCAAAAGAACAUCGCCAUUUUUCUGAUAAGUUUGCAAGAUCUAGACCUGAUGAUGUCCCACCAUGUUGUACACAAGUCUGGAAUCCACGGACGAAACAAUGCUCUCCACAUAAUCACAGAAAAACAUGACACUGAAAUGGCUAAAUUUCUCCUAGCGAAAUUGCCGUCUACAGAAAAACGCCUUGAAAUAAUGGAAAUGAAAACAGCAGUAAAUAAUCAAGGCCAUCAAGGUCAAAGACCCAGGCUGUUUUCAUGUCUUCAUUUAGCCGCAUAUUAUGGUCACACAGAUUUGGUCACUCUUUACCUCGACCAAGGUAUGGACGUUAAUCAUUUGAAUGGCAAGAAAGACACGGCUUUGUUAUGGGCAGCAAGAUGGGGUCACGACAAUACUGUCAGUCUAUUAUUAGACAGAGAAGCUGACCCGGAAGUGAAAAAUGACAAAGGUUCAACGGCACUGUACUGGGCAAUACGGUACGAAUUCCCAAAAACAGUUCGUUUACUUUUGAAAAAAGGCAAGGCAAAUCCAAAUACAACGAGACAACUUGGGCUGGUAGCCCCAAUUGUGAUCGCUGCCGCGUAUGGCAACGUAGAGAUAAUGUCUCUCCUUUUACAACACCCGGAUAUAGAUAUGAACGUCAAAAUUCGCGGAGGUGAGAUGCCAACACACCACGCUGCAAAAGAAGGUUGUCUGUCAAUCAUAGAAAUGCUGAUCAAACGUGGAGCCUUAUUUGACGAACAAGAUGAAAAAGGUGACACUCCACUUCUUCUUGCUGCCAAGAGUGGACAUGUUGAUAUUGUUCAAGAACUUAUUCGACAAGGAGCGAAUGUAACACAUAGGAACCACGAAGGACAUGACGCCUGGUACUUUGCUAUGGAGAACGAAGACAAUGCUCUGCUUCAGACACUUGUAACUGCCACUCGAGAUCACGAGAUGUCAUGGAGACAGCCUCUCUGUAUAGCGGCCAGUAGUGGUCGGUGUGAUAAAAUUCAGUUUCUCCUGAAGAUGAACAUAGAUCCAUUGAAAGCCGACGCCGACGGCAACACUUUCCUUCACCAUGCCGCUAUGUCCAACCAAAGUGAAGUAAUGGAAAAGUUUCACGAAACUAUAUCUAUCAACACUCAAAAUAACCGAGGAAACACUCCUUUGCAUAUUGCUUGUUUCCGUGGCAACACAAAAACAAUUGAAAGUCUCAUAAAGUGUAAGGCAAAAGCAGACGUUAAAAAUAAAAAAGGAGAAACGGCACUACACGUCGCCGCAUACUCCAAACAUAUCACUGCCGAUACCGUGAGAAUGUUGGUGGAAUAUACGAUCAAAACGCAUGCGUGGGAAAGUUUGAACGCCAAAGAUUUUGGAGGCAAUAACUGUUUACACAUUGCUGGAAAGUUUGCAAAACCUGAAGUGUUAUGGGAGUUCAGAUUAGUGAGAUUUAAGGAUAGGGAUAAAGAUGGAUUGACUCCCCUACACGAGGCAGUGAGACCAGACCAACCGGAAGCGCUUGAAAUGAUGUUGGAUAUAUUUGAAAGCAUGCAGAGGGAUGCCAGAAUCAAUGAACAAAGUUAUGCAACAAGCGAAACAGUACUUCACCUUGCCGCUGAUGAAGGUCAUGCUAACGCUGUCAAGAGGUUGAUAUCGCUGGGCGCAGACAUUGCCAUGAAAGACAUAAAUGGCGACACUGUAUUACAUAGAUUAACAAAGCAAUGUGCAGAUGACAGUCGUAAUGUUUCCCGCCAUCUUGAAGUGUUUGAUACCAUUCUUGAAAAUGUGGUCAAAUGGUGGUGUAUCAGGAAAAACAUUCCUUUCCCAGAGGAAGAAAAUCAGGAUGUUUUCAUGUCACAUCGACGAGAGGCUAUUCUCUUCUUGAUAAAUGAUAUAUGCAAUAACGAAGGUCUUUCCGUGGUCGAUCAGGCAUUUAAAUCCGGUGUUCCUGAAGUGUUGUCAAAGUUGCUAAUGUUGGAAGGCGUGACCAUGUUCGUACAAUCUGAUAAGUUUGUUUUUGAUAUUACAUCUUUGACUCCAAGAAGUAACGACUCAAUGCAGGUUUGCUGUGGAAACCGUCGUGUGUCGCCCGUUACAGAGAAGGAUGAAGCCAGUAAGUCGUCUGCUUUCUACUUAGAAGGGAUAUCUGGUAUUGAAUGGCUGAUCAGUCAUACGGAAAAAGCACGCGCUGCAGAGAUUUUAGAUCUUCCGCCAAUCCGGAUAAUUGAACAAUACUAUAGAUCCAUGGUUGCGUGGACGUUUGUUUCUUUGAUGAUCUUUCAUAUCGUAUACAUGGCUAUAUUUACAUACGUCGGCGUGGAACUUUUAAAGAAACUACGAAAUGAUGAAAGUUCCAUAAAUUCCUCCGACUCGGAUACGUUAUUAAUGUACAUCAUUGUGCCAAUAGAACCUGCGAUCAUUCUGUUAUACGUUUUGUAUACACUCUUUAGAUACUGUAUCACUGAUGAUCUUGGCCGGAAGUCUAGACUCAGCCGAAAGAAAGGACUUAGACAAGUUGCAUCCAUUAUUGCGUCUUACCUGUUCCUGGCAGUAUGUGUAGUAUUCGCUGUGUUGGUGUUUGCUUGGAUUGGACUUUUCACUGAACGUUACGCGUACCAGGACUACUUUUUGUCAGCGGCUUUGUGUAUAGGUUGGUUGCUCACAAUUUCAUUUACACGAGGAAUUCGUGCAAUUCAUUACUUCUAUCGAAUGCUAAUUAGCAUGAUAUUCAGGGAUGUUUUUCGCUUCAUACUUGUCUAUCUGUUCGUUCUACUCGCCUUCGGAUUCGCCUUCCACGUUCUGUUCCAAAUAUCAAGUGCUAUCUCCAGCGACUAUCCCAAUCCUGCCGAUACUCUGUUCUUGACGUUCAAUAUGAUGAUUGGAAUGGGGGAAUUGUUUGACGACGCCUUCGAGACGAACAUGUCAGAUGCUGGAAGAACAACCGUGUACAGUAAAGUGCUAUAUGUAAUUUUCAUUAUCCUGGCAACAAUUGUUCUUCUAAAUUUGCUGAUUGCAAUGAUGAACGAUUCGUACUCGAUGAUUCUACAAGAAAACCAGAUCACGUGGAGAAUAGAAUCUGUGAGUCUAGGAGUGGAUAUUGAGUCAAACUUUCUCGCUAGCAAAGUCUUCUCUAGGGGAGAAAUUACCAGAGGAGAAUUAGGUCAAAUCGUAUCCAGUGUAGGCCUACCGUCGGAACGGUGGUAUGUUAGUAUGAGAGAGGAUUUGUACGAUCAGUACAUGCGUGAAAGCGACCGGAAAUACUCCAAGUCAACAGAUGCUGUUUCAAAACGUCUGGAAGACAUUGAUACACGUGUAGCGGAAGUUGAGCGCCAAACGAAUGAAAAUUUUCAACAUUUAUCCAAACUUUUGGAACAGAUCCGGGACCGAUAUUUUGAUUUUUUUCCAUGGCUGAUACUUAUUAACAGGCAAGCGAUGGAGUUGGCACGCCGAAGGAAGCUCGGGGCCGCAUCAGAUGCAGCAGGUGAAGAUGGCGACUUUGUACAGCUUAGACUUGUUAGAGAGAGGCGGCAGAAAGAAAGACAAGAGACCGGGUUACCAGCCGAGGGUUUCUCAGACGUCACUGGAGCAAUCCUGAAAGAAAAAGCUAAAAACUUUAGAGAUGAACCGAAGAGUCGACCGAGCACAGCCGCUCGGAUCCGCGCCGCAGAAGACUUUAGAGAAGAACUCUUCAAGGCUGUUGACACAUCUGAUAAACAUCAGAUACAAUUACUUCUGCAGAAGAUUGGUCAAUUUGGGAAAGUAAGUGAGAUUCGUGAUCCUGUUACAGACGAAAAUGUUUUACACUAUGCCCUAUCACGCGAUCAAAAGGACAUCGCCACAUUUCUGAUAAGUUUGCAAGAUCUAGACCUGCUUCUGUCACACCAUGAUGUGCAAAGGUCUGGAAUCCAUGGAAGAAACAAUGCUCUCCAUAUAAUCACAGAAAAACACGACACCGAAAUGGCCAAAUUUCUUCUAGCAAAACUGCCGUCGAAAGAAAAAAGACUUGAAAUAAUGAAAUUAGAAACAGCAGUUGAUAUACAAGGUCAAAGGCCAAGGCUGUUUUCAUGUCUUCAUUUAGCCGCAUAUUAUGGUCACACAGAUUUGGUCACUCUUUACCUCGACCAAGGUAUGGACGUUAAUCAUUUGAAUGGUAAGAAAGACACGGCUUUACUAUGGGCAGCAAGAUGGGGUCACGACAAUACUGUGAAUCUAUUAUUAGACAGAAAAGCUGACCCGGAAGUGAAAAAUGACAAAGGUUCUACAGCACUUUAUUGGGCAAUACGGUACGAAUUUCCAAAAACGGUUAGUUUACUUUUGAAAAAAGGCAAUGCAAAUCCAAAUACAUCGAGAAAACUUGGGCUGGUAGCCCCAAUUGUGAUCGCGGCUGCGUAUGGCAACGUAGAGAUAAUGUCUCUCCUUUUACAACACCCAGAUAUAGAUAUGAACGUUAAAAUUCGGGGAGGUGAGAUGCCAGUUCACCACGCUGCAAGAGAAGGGUGCCCGUCAAUCAUAGAAAUGCUGAUCAAACGUGGAGCCUUAUUUGACGAACAAGAUGAAAUAGGUGACACUCCUCUUCUUCUCGCUGCCAAAAGUGGACAUGUUGAUAUUGUUCAAGAACUUAUUCGACAAGGAGCGAAUGUAACACAUAGGAACCACGAAGGACAUGACGCCUGGUACUUUGCUAUGGAGAACGAAGACAAUGCUCUGCUUCAGACACUUGUAACUGCCACUCGAGAUCACGAGAUGUCAUGGAGACAGCCUCUCUGCAUAGCGGCCAGCAGUGGUCGAUGUGACAAAAUUCAGUUUCUCCUUAAGAUGAACAUAGAUCCAUUGAAAGCCGACGCCGACGGCAACACUUUCCUUCACCAUGCUGCUAUGUCCAACCAAAGUGAAGUUAUGGAAAAGUUCCACGAAACAAUAUCUAUCAACACUCAAAAUAAUCGAGGAAACACUCCUUUACAUAUUGCUUGUUUCCGUGGCAACACAAAAACAAUUGAAAGUCUCAUAAAGUGUAAGGCAAAAGCAGACGUUAAAAAUAAAAAAGGAGAAACGGCACUCCAUGUCGCCGCAUACUCCAAACAUAUCACUUCCGAUACCGUGAGGAAGUUGGUGGAAUAUACGAUCAAAACGCAUGCGUGGGAAAGUUUGAACGCCAAAGAUUUUGAAGGCAAUAACUGUUUACAUAUUGCUGGAAAGUUUGCAAAACCAGAAGUGUUAUGGGAGUUCAGAUUUGUGAGAUUUAAGGACAGGGAUAAGGAUGGGCUGAUUCCCCUACACGAGGCAGUGAGACCAGACCAACCGGAAGCGCUUGAAAUGAUGUUGGAUAUAUUUGAAAGUAUGCAGAGGGAUGCCAGAAUCAACGAACAAAGUUAUGCAACAAGCGAAACGGUGCUGCACCUUGCCGCUGACGAAGGUCACGCGAACGCUGUAAAGAGGUUGAUAUCGCUUGGCGCAGAUAUUGCCAUGAAAGACAUUAAUGGCGACACUGUAUUGCACAGAUUAACAAAGCAAUGUGCAAAUGACAGUCGUAAUGUUUCACGCCAUCUUGAAGUGUUUGAUACCAUUCUUGAAAAUGUGGUCAAAUGGUGGUGUAUCAGGAAAAACGUUCCUUUCCCAGAGGAAGAAAAUCAGGAUGUUUUCAUGACACAUCGACGAGAGGCUAUUCUCUUCUUAAUAAAUGAUAUAUACAAUAACGAAGGUCUUUCCGUUGUCGAUCAGGCAUUUAAAUCCGGUGUUCCUGAAGUGCUUUCAAAGCUACUGAUGUUGGAAGGCGUGACCAUGUUCGUACAAUCUGAUAAGUUUGUGUAUGAUUUUGAUAUUACAUCUUUGACUCCAAGAAGCAAUGACGCAGUGCAGGGGUGCUGUGGAAGUCGUCGUGUGUCACCCCUUACAGAAAAGGAUAUAGCCAGUAAAUCACCUGCUAUAGAACUUGAAGGGAUAUCUGGUAUUGAAUGGCUGAUCAGUCAUACGGAAAAAGCACGUGCUGCAGAGAUUUUAGAUCUUCCGCCAAUCCGGAUAAUUGAACAAUACUAUAGAUCCAUGGUUGCGUGGACGUUCGUUUCUUUGAUGAUCUUUCAUAUUAUAUACAUGGCUAUAUUUACAUACGUCGGCGUGGAACUUUUACAGAAACUACGGAAUGAUGAGAGUUCCAUAAAUUCCUCCGACUCGGAUACGUUAUUAAUGUACGUCAUUGUGCCAGUAGAACCUGCGAUCAUUCUGUUAUACGUUUUGUAUACACUCUUUAGAUACUGUAUCACUGGAGAUCUUGGCCGGAAGUCAAGACUCAGCCGAAAGAAAGGACUUAGUCAAGUUGUAUCCAUUAUUGCGUCUUACAUGUUCCUGGCAGUAUGUGUAGUAUUCGCCGUGUUGGUAUUUGCUUGGAUUGGACUUUUCACUGAACGUUACGAGUUCCAGGACUACUUUUUGUCAGCGGCGUUAUGUAUAGGUUGGUUGCUCACAAUCUCAUUUACACGAGGAAUUCGUGCAAUUCAUUAUUUCUAUCGAAUGCUGAUCAGCAUGAUAUUCAGAGAUGUUUCUCGCUUCAUACUUGUCUAUCUGUUCGUUCUACUCGCCUUCGGGUUUGCAUUCCACGUGCUGUUCCAAAUAUCGGGUGCUAUCUCCAGCGACUAUCCCAGUCCUGCUGAUACCCUGUUCUUGACGUUCAAUAUGAUGAUCGGAAUGGGGGAAUUGUUUGACGACGCCUUCGAGACGAACAUGUCGGAUGCUGGAAGAACAACCGUGUACAGUAAAGUGUUAUAUCUAAUUUACAUAAUCCUGGCAACAAUUGUUCUUCUAAACUUGCUGAUAGCAAUGAUGAACGAUUCGUAUUCAAUGAUCCUAAAAGAGAACCAGAUCACGUGGAGAAUAGAAUCUGUAAGUCUAGGAGUGGAUAUUGAGUCAAACUUUCCAGCAAGCAAGGUCUUCUCGAGGGUGAAGAUUACCAGAGGAGAAUUAGGUCAAACUGUAUCUAGCGUACCGUCGGAACGUUGGUAUAUUAGUAUGACAGAGGAUUCGUACAAUCAGUUCAUGCGUGACAGCGACCGGAAAUACUCCAAAUCAACAGAUGCUGUUACAAAACGCCUGGAAGACAUUGAUACACGAGUAGCGGAAGUUGAGCGCCAAACGAACGACAAGCUUCAGCAUAUAUCCGAACUUUUAGAACAGAUCCGCGACCGAAAAUGAAAAAGUAAUUUUCCCGGGAACUGUUACGAUAUGUAUGGAGACCCUAAAGCGACAUCUGCCACUGUUGUUUUAGAUAUAUAUCUUUAUUUUGUAGAAACGCAUAAAUAUUUCGUAAAUGCGAAAUGUUGUAUCGUUUUUCAAGACAAUUUUUCUUUUCGUUUUUACGAAGUAAUUUGAAUUUGUUAGAUUUUACAUUAAAAGAUAACAGCAACUACGAGACAAAGAAAAUGUAGUAUAUAAAAUAAGUGUCAGAUAUGACUUUAAGGGCUUCGUAGAUAUGCAUGAUGUCAACUAUUUAAGCGUUUAUGGCAAGUUUAUGUAACUAUAACACAUCUUAUUUUAUACAAUACGUACUGUGAUACUAUAUAAAUAUACGAGAUAAAUCAGUAAUACAUAAGCGAUAUAAAAAGUUCUUCUGCAUUAUACUGCACAGUUAAACAGACUGUAACUGCAAGACUAUGAAACAUAAAUAUAUGAAUUCUCAAUGGUCAGUUUAUGGUCAUUUUAAUAACGGUACAUUAUAUCAAUUUUAUGCACGUUCAAUGUCCAACACCCUUAUAAACUUGUUAGGUACUAAACUAGUAGCUAUCUUAAUUACGAGAUCUAUGUAAUAUUACAGUUCUAUGCACAUUUUUUCACUAACGGAGUUAAAUUAUGCAACAUCAUGUGAUAUAUAUUUUCUCAUUUAGAGAUGUUGGAGAAGUUAGCAGACGCGUUUUCUCAAAAUUAUAUGUGAACAAAAUGAAACGGCAGUGCUAUGAUCAAAUGCAACUGUCUUACAAUAAUUCUAUUUGGUGCCAUAUCGAUCCUUACAACGAUGACUCCUGUUUAUAUCUAAACGGUCGUCUGUAAUAAGAUUUCAGGUCCUUUAAACGGGUGGCAGUUACAAGGUCUAUAAUUUUCUAUUUUUUAUAUGCAUUUAUACCUUUUUUUCACCUUUAUCCCUCGAACAAACUCUGAAAGCUGGACAUAAGUAGUAAAAAUCAGGUUUUUAGAAAAAAGGCUGUUAGAUUUUUAACAGUUAAUGCAGUUAAAUUUUAUCCCUAUACACUAAAGCUGUAUUGCUUUUUUUAAUUACCAGCAUGUAAAGCUGGGGAACUGCUUUGAAACUGUAAAAGAAUCAAUCCAUCUAGACUUAUAUUGAUGGAACUGAUUAUGGAAUAUCAGUUCUGUUCAAGUUAUGCAAUUUGGAACUACCAAUCGAGAACACAUCUCACGAAGUUUUAUAGUAAUAUUUAAUUUGUACCGUGAUAUAUUUAUACAUUUUUAGAGAAUAUUUUUUUACUAUUUUUAUUGUAAGCACUGAAAUACUCGUAUAUAUGUCAUUUACAAAUGUUAUUCAUUAAAAUAAUAAGUUAC
This is a messenger RNA of Mercenaria mercenaria, 9150 nucleotides long. RefSeq lists its product as uncharacterized. NCBI's taxonomy places the organism in Eukaryota, Metazoa, Mollusca, Bivalvia, Venerida, Veneridae. The coding region runs from base 244 to 7791 and encodes 2515 amino acids. Gene Ontology annotation, cellular component: membrane. Gene Ontology annotation, molecular function: monoatomic ion channel activity; protein binding. Gene Ontology annotation, biological process: monoatomic ion transport; transmembrane transport. The transcript is spliced from 10 exons. The record is from RefSeq and is a predicted model, not a curated record.